AUGAAUGUGAAUGAAAGAGAUAAUGCUCCAUUUUGAUUGUAACGAAUACUAACGAAUUGUGGUUAUAUGACAUGAAAAAGUUUUUAUUUAUUUUACUAAAUAACUGUGCAAUCCCAAGUAAUUUAAUCUAUGUAACAUUAUAUUUAUCAUCUACUAUUUUCACUCGUAAUUUUAGUUGUACAGAAUCUUUAAGCAGGAAGAAUAAAUGGAGAAAAAUGAACAGCCAAGCAUGGACAACGAUAAAGGGACCAAGUCAUACAUGCAGUUGCAGAUGGAGAGACUGAAGGUCUUGCAAGCAAAAUUAUCAACAGAAGCAAUCGAAGAUUACGUCAUUAUCAAAGAAGAACGUAGCGGCAAUGAUUCUGAGACAAGCGAAUAUUCAGAGGACUCAGCGGCCUAUGAGGAUGCGCCGGCUGCAGCCAAAGGCAUUGGGGCGCGGAAGAAUAUCAAUAGGGGACGGUGGACUAAGGAGGAGGAUAAAAAGCUAAAAACGUUAGUGAAGCUGUACCACGAGAACUGGGAGAUGAUUGCGGCCGAGUUCGCAGACAGGUCCGACAUACAGUGCCUGCAGCGGUGGUCGAAAGUCGUCAACCCCGACCUAGUCAAGGGUCCAUGGACCAAGGAGGAAGAUGAAAAGGUGAUGGACCUGGUCAAAAGAUACGGGCCAAAGAAAUGGACGCUCAUAGCGCGCCACCUAAAGGGAAGGAUAGGAAAACAGUGCAGAGAACGAUGGCACAACCACCUAAACCCGUCUAUAAAGAAGACGGCGUGGACGGAGCACGAAGACAGAGUUAUUUACCAAGCGCACAAGCAGCUCGGGAACCAGUGGGCUAAGAUAGCUAAGCUGUUGCCUGGCAGGACCGACAACGCAAUAAAGAACCACUGGAACUCGACGAUGCGUCGGAAGUACGAGCCCGACCUCCUCGACAGCUUCGAGUCGCUGCGGCGCAAGCAGGCGCGCGGCAGGCGGGAGGGGACGCCGCAUGCACACGACAAAGUACAAGUCGCUUACAACGAUCAGACCUGGUCAGACCCCUUCAACGAGUCAACACAGAGUAACUCAUCCAACACAAGUCAGCCUGCGUCGAAGCAAGUGUUACACUUCAGACAACUGCUCAAGGAUCAACUGAACAACAUCAGUCUGCAGUCGAGACAGAAGUCGCCGGACAGGGGAGGGCUCGUACCAGCUGAUAUUGAAAUCGUUGAUGCCCCUUUUAAGUUCGUGAACAUAGAAGUACUACCAACGGACUCACAGUUCAGGAAUUACUUACACCAAACUUCAACAGCCAAUGAGAACAAUCAAGAUGCCAUAACAUACGCUGUCCAAGCAGAGAGUAGUAAGGUGAUAGAAGUCCCUUCAGUGUACACGUCGCCUAAGAAGGUCACACAGACUAGCAGCCCGCCGCCCAUACUCAGGCGGAAACCCAAGAAGUCACAGAGUACCACGAAUAAUUCGUGGCCGGAGUCCAUCCCGAAGUCCCUGGAGGCCCGCUCAGCCGGCGUGACCCCCAUCAAGGCGCUCCCCUUCAGUCCGUCGCAGUUCCUCAACUCUCCCGCCGCCAUCUCCUUCGCCGCGCUCGACUCCACGCCGCUCAGGCAUGCUGCUAAGGAAUGGAGUGCGAGUCCUUUACUGCAGACGCCGACGCCCGCGCAUGUCACUCCGGGCGGACCCGCUGCACUCAAGGGAACCACUCCUAAAACCCCGACACCCUUCAAGAUCGCGAUGGCGGAAAUCGGCAAGAAGUCCGGUCUGCACUACGAGCCGUCCAGCCCGGGACUGCUCGUCGAGGACAUCACUAUGAUGAUGAAGAGAGAGAACUCUGAUAGUACUGUGCAGCUGAACGAUUCCAUGCUGUCAUCAACAGCUGAUGGCCCGGAGAAUGCGAGUGUACAGCAGGUGAACGACUCGGGCAUCGGCAGCCUGAAGCGUCGCUCGUCGGUGUGCGGCAAGGAGAACGUGUCGGUGGGCCACAAGCGCGCGCGCAAGGCGCUGGCCAGCAGCUGGGGCGCCGUCACCAGCACGCCGCACGCCGGCCGCGCCGCGCUCGUGCCCGACCUCACCUACAUCGAGACGCCGAGCAAAACCUUAGCCGGCGACAGCUCGGUAAUGUUCUCACCGCCAUCCAUCGUCAAAAACUCGCUAAUGGAAGAAUCGACAAGCCUACACUCCCUCAUCAGCGCCGAAAAUACGCCAGAAACAAGCAAAUACGAAGACAUAGACAUUGAGGCAGUCAUCACUGAGAAAACAAAGGUGAUUCGAGGCAACAAUGAUCCUAUAAUCGUUAAGAAAUCUGCUGUUCGCUCUAUCAAGUUCGACCAGGAUCUGUCUGAGAUGCAGGACGAGAGUGAGAAAACGUCGCCUUUUAUAAUGGGCUCCUACAAAUGGCAAACAUUUGCUUGUGGCAUGACGCAAGAUCAACUGGACCUUACGCAGUUAGCUCAUCAGUAUAUGAGGAAAACGGCUUUAAAACCGAGAUCACUUAACUUUCUAUAGCUGAGUUUUAUGUCCCGAACUAUACAAGCAACAUAAAAGUCCUAAAACCUAAACUAUAGGGUUUCAAGCACAUCUUUGAGUACCGAAUUGAUUUUUUUAUGGUUCUCUCCUUUUCUGCCAGUCGGAAUCUUCAUUAACCUGAGCGAGAUAAAGAUGAAAGCUGACAUUCUAUACCGCUGCAUUAUCGCACUCUUUUUUCUCACGCUCUAAUUAAGCGAUGAUACCUUGCGAUAGAAAAGGAUAGAAACAAAAAAAACAUGAUUCGUUGCUGUUAGAUGUGGCAUAACCAAGCUGCUUAAGUAAAUUGGACCAUAAGUUUAAUGGCAUAAUGCUAAAAUAUGUUUGCGAUUGAGUGUUCGGUUGUAAAAUAUGUUUAAGUUUAUUUGUGGUUUUGGUAGUUUUAUCUUUCUGCUAGUUUUAAUCGUGGCCUUUGGACUGGUAUCCGAAUCAUGCUUUUUGAUUUUUUUAUUCUUUAUAACAAAACAUCUAUAAGUAUUGAUCAUGCGAAUCCUUUAUUUUUCAGACACAUUAAUCUAUAAUUCAUUUAAUUUCCAAUCAAAAUAAAACUCGACUACACUCCAAUCUAAAACUGAAAUAUAUCAGUCGUUUCUUUAUUCAAUAACUGUUUGUAUUAAACGCUCCUUGAUAACCUUUUUUAAUAAAGUAUAUUUAAAAAAGUCAUUCUCAGUAAUUUGUUCAUAUUAAAUCAUUCAUCAUUAAAAUAGUUCAAUCCUAAUAAUUUCACUGUCAAUAGGCCACGAUCUAAAAAGUAGAAUACAACGCAGUCGCACGUACGCUUAUUAAUAUAGAAUACUUUAGAUAAUAUCGUUUAAGCAUUAAACAUAAGAGUUGUAAAUAAAAACAGUGUGAUUCUAGUAUAUAAGUAUAAUUAUGUACGAAUUGUCUAGAAAGUUAUGUAAUGAGAAAAUAUAAAAUUAUAGGUCAAUGUUAGUAUGUUUCAUUAUUUUAAACUAUAUGAUUUCUGGAGGCAUUUCUCUUAAAAAAAUAUUGCUAUUGUAAAGCGUGACACGGCGUAGAGCGCUGUCCCUCUUCCACGCAUGCAAUGAUGUUACAUUAAAAAGAGAUAGGUAUACUAGUUACAUUAAUAUCUUGUGAAUUUAAGCUUAAUUUUAGUAUGUUUUUUUUUGUGUGUACGUUUGCACGUUUCAUAGAUUUUUUUUAUGUUAAUUUACUUCACUGUCUUGUCCUUACUAUUUUUUUGUAAAAUGUGUGAAAACAUGAAAAUAUUUUAUUAUCAUCAUCUUAUCUUCUAAGCCUAGUUUAAACGGGAUUUAAAACUAAAUUAUGUUAAAAAUUAGAUUAUUUUAUGGCUAAUUGGUUACAAUUCGUUAAGUCAAAGUAUGUAUGAAAGUAAUUUUCGAUUUUAUUUCGAAGAGAUCCGUUUUUUUAAAUUAUAUCUGAGUUGGCUCGUUUGCUUCGUGUGAUUUUUUUCCCUUUUUCUAUCCGAGACUUAAACUAGAAAAAAUAUUCGGAACGAAUACAUUAAUGUAUUGAUCCUAGUAAUAUUUGAAAUACAGCUUCUAUGCUUCUGCAAAAUCUUCAACAAAUGGGUUUAUUUCUCAAAACUUUGGUUAAGUGUAAGUCGGGCUCAUGACAUCGAGUUACCAUGCAAAUAGGUAAAAAAAAAAACACGCAUCCUGAUAAGCCCGGUUUCAAUUUAAAAGUUGUUAUUACAAAAAUAAAUUAUCUGCGUUUUCUCGAUUCGCGACAUACAGUCUGCUGACAGAUAGACGGACAUGGAGCCUAAGUAAUGAUUAGGGCCUUCUUAAAAAUGAACCUGCCCUACCCAUCAUCAGGAUAUAACAUAAUUUAUGAUACGGCCAUUUUUUUGGAAAACUUGGUUUAUAUUUCAGAUUAAGUUGUCUAUUCAGUAGCUCAGAAGCCGUACUCCGAAUAUGGACCAGAAUAGGUCUAAAAAGUUGGGUGCAUCAACCAGUACCGCCUCAUUUUUUCUAGUUGGUGUCUAAACCUUUAAGAAUUAAUAUAGUCUAAUGUAAUUUGAAAGAGUACAAAUGUAGGGUUAAGUAAAACUCAAUUAUGUAUAUCUAACACCGUGGGUGAGUUAUAGUAGCUCUAUAGAUUAAUAAGAUUGUAAUUGCUUUUAUUUGUAUUUUAGAUUUUUUAUAUAGAAAAUAAUAAUUAUGAGAAUGUUUAAUAGUUCAUUAUAGAGUCAAUUUGUGUAGUUUAAAUUAGGUUUAGCUGUCUUUUUUAGUUUGAAAACAAAUGGAACGGAAAUUCAACACUGCUGACAGAAUUAAACUAAAGUUAAGUUAUUAAAAAACUAAAUUAAAAAAAAAACGGUUUGAAAUGGCUUUUAUUUAAGUGUUAGUAGGAGUUGUUACACGAACUUGUGCUUAAGCCCUUUGUCAACGCGGCAUCGCAAGUCUUCUCUGCCUGUUUACACAACGAUUUAUUGUCCAAGGUUCUACCAAUACGAAACUUAUACAGAAUGUGUUUGUUUAGAGUGUAACUAAGACGGGUGUAGGAAGCUUGCAAUACCUUGUAUACGAUGGGCGUUAAAAAGCUACAAAGGUGUAGGAAUAAGCUUUUAUAGCCGGUAUUCAAAAUAACACAGAUGGAAGUCACACUACGAUGUUACACUGUCUUUGUCACUCUCCUAAAGUAUGAUAAAGACAGCAUGACCUUCUUGCGUGACUCUCGUUAGUGUCGAACUUGGAUACAGGCGUAAGAGUAUUCUCUAAGCUUUGCUGGGACCAAGGUUUAUUCGUAGAUUUUGUCAAUUUAAUGGCUGCCAAUUUACCCUAAAAAUUGUGGUUUUAUUAACAAAAAUAAAUAGAAUCUUGUAAAAAUCGAUGUGCGAUUUACUGUCUUAGUUUUGUAACUCUUCAGAACAAUUUAGGCAUAUUUUAGCUAAUGUUUAAGUUUUGUAUAAUAUUUAAAAUUUAAGAGGCAAUAUUUAUACGAAUUAUGUUAAAACAUAUUUUAUUGUACGUUUUUUAUUUUGAUGUCUAUUAAUUUAUAUUUCCUUUAUUCGGAAUUUCUAACGGCUGCUCAACUGAUUUUAAUAAUGAAAUGUCAUUUAAUAAUCCUGUCAAAAUAUCGAAGCACUCUGUACAUUGAAUUGUGAUAAAGAACUUGCAUAUUCAUGUUUCUUACUAAUUUAAGCAUGUGAAAUCUUUUCUACCGAAAAAAAUGUAACAGAAUCCGAUUAACUGAGUAACUAUCUAUAUGUUGGACAAACAAUCUUAGUUUUGCAGCUGACAGUGGCGCUAGUGUAGCUGUCAACACCACAACAACUGUCACUUUGACGUCUAAAAUGUUCAGGUAAAUAUUUAGUUCCAAUUUUCGCCACCGGAACGAAUAAGUUUGUAAUGUCUAAAUAAGUUUGAACAGUCUAGUUGAUAAGUGAUUGCCAUUUUUAUUUUAUACAAAGACUUGGAUAGUGUUUUUAUUUUGUGACAACGAUUAUAUUGUUCUAGUUUGUACAUAGCACGUAGAUAAUGUUUGUAAGUAUAUUAUUAUGGAUGUUUAAUUAAGAAAUAAAUGGUUUUAUAGAAAA
This is a messenger RNA of Trichoplusia ni (cabbage looper), 6035 nucleotides long. It is a transcript of the gene Myb, whose product is annotated as myb protein. The coding region runs from base 206 to 2494 and encodes 762 amino acids. The transcript is spliced from 17 exons. The record is from RefSeq and is a predicted model, not a curated record. Gene Ontology annotation, biological process: regulation of DNA-templated transcription. Lineage: Eukaryota; Metazoa; Arthropoda; Insecta; Lepidoptera; Noctuidae. Gene Ontology annotation, cellular component: nucleus. Gene Ontology annotation, molecular function: RNA polymerase II cis-regulatory region sequence-specific DNA binding; DNA-binding transcription factor activity, RNA polymerase II-specific.